Messenger RNA from Spinacia oleracea (spinach), 2749 nucleotides. RefSeq names its product endoglucanase 25. The record is from RefSeq and is a predicted model, not a curated record. Gene Ontology annotation, biological process: carbohydrate metabolic process. Gene Ontology annotation, molecular function: hydrolase activity, hydrolyzing O-glycosyl compounds. Bases 533 to 2389 code for a protein of 618 amino acids. The transcript is spliced from 6 exons. Lineage: Eukaryota; Viridiplantae; Streptophyta; Magnoliopsida; Caryophyllales; Amaranthaceae.
AAUUCCAAAUUUGCAACCCACAUGUUGCAUACUUGCAUUAUUAGCAAGUUCCAUUUUAUUAAAUAAUUUAAUCAUAAAAAUAAAAAAUAAAUUCCUCCCCUUCUCUCUUAUUACUCCGUAACAAUAGCUCCACCCUAAUACAGUAAUACAGUAAUCAGUUAUUCACACAUAGACAAGACACAUCCACUUUAUUUCCUCCACAGUCCACACCCACCCAUCUCCAUCAAACCAACCACUGUCUCUCACUACCGACACUCCCAUUUCACCCUUGUUCAUCAUCCUUCAACUUCAACUUCACCACCACCACCACCACCACCUCCACUCUCCAUCCUUCCUCCCCCAGAUCUCUCCUGAGUCCUGACGCCGUCGAGCAAGCUGAAAAACCCAGUGAUCAAAUCCAUAAACAAUAACACCUCCCAUUCCAAAGAACGAGCUGAAAAGGCUAAUCAAGUCGAAUCCAUACACAACUCACUCAGCCCGCUUUCAUCGCGGAGGAGAGCAAGCUGAAUAACCAACCCACAAUACACAAAAUAUGUAUGGGAGGGAUCCAUGGGGAGGACCCCUAGAAAUAGCUGCAGAUUCCGCCACAGAUGAUGAUCGAAGUAGGAAUCUUCAAGAUUACGACAAAGGUGCGUUAUCUUCACGGCAGCUAGACGAGACGCAGCAGAGCUGGCUUCUGGGUCCUACCGAGCAAAAGAAGAAGAAGAAGUAUGUGGAUCUUGGCUGUAUCAUUAUUAGUCGUAAGAUCUUUCUUUGGACUGUUGGCUCUAUCUUAGCCGUUGGUUUGCUCGUCGGAUUGAUUGCUUUGAUUGUUAAACUUGCACCGCGCCGUCACCAUGCUGCUCCCCCACCGGAUAAUUAUACUCAGGCUCUUCAUAAGGGUCUUAUGUUCUUCAAUGCUCAAAGAUCGGGGAAAUUGCCUAAGCACAACAACGUUUCGUGGAGGGGUAAUUCGUGUAUGAAUGAUGGCAAGUCUGAUACUGGGACCAUUUUCAAGGACCUUAAGGGUGGUUUCUACGAUGCUGGAGAUGCCAUCAAGUUCAACUUUCCUAAAUCGUUUGCAAUCACCAUGUUGAGUUGGAGUGUGAUUGAAUAUAGUGCCAAGUAUGAGGCUGCAGGAGAACUCAAUCAUGUCAAGGAGAUUAUUAAGUGGGGGACUGAUUACUUUCUCAAGACCUUUAAUUCUUCAGCUGAUUCUAUUAAUCAGCUUGUGGCACAGGUUGGGUCAGGUGAUACUUCUGGUGGGAGCACUACUCCUAAUGAUCAUUACUGCUGGAUGCGUCCAGAGGACAUUGAUUAUGACCGAAAAGUAACAACGUGUAGCACUUGCUCGGACCUUGCUGCUGAAAUGUCUGCUGCUUUGGCUUCAGCUUCUAUUGUUUUCAAGGAUAACAAAGCAUACUCUCAGAAACUUGUGCAUGGUGCUAAAACGUUGUACAAGUUUGCAAGAGAGCAAAGAGGCAGAUACAGUGAAGGAAAUGAGGCUGCUACUUUCUAUAAUUCUACUAUGUACUGGGAUGAAUUUGUUUGGGGUGGAGCAUGGUUAUAUUAUGCUACUGGAAAUAAUUCCUAUCUUACCAUUGCAACUCAUCCUAAAAUGGCCAAGCAUGCUGGUGCAUUCUGGGGAGGCCCAGAUUAUGGUGUGCUAAGCUGGGACAACAAGCUCGCUGGAGCUCAAGUGCUUCUUAGUCGUCUAUUUCUGUUCUUGAGCCCUGGUUAUCCUUAUGAAGAAAUACUCUCGGCUUUCCACAAUCAGACUAACAUAAUUAUGUGCUCCUACUUGCCAUAUUUCAAUAGCUUUAAUAGAACAAAAGGAGGUUUGAUCCAAUUAACCCAUGGAAGACCUCAACCUCUUCAGUAUGUAGUAAAUGCUGCAUUUUUGGCUACCCUUUACAGUGAUUAUCUUGAGGCUUCUGAUACACCUGGGUGGACAUGUGGUCCUAAUUUCUACUCUACAGAUGUCUUGCGUCAAUUUGCACGCACACAGAUUGAUUACAUUCUUGGCAAAAAUCCUCGAAAAAUGAGCUAUCUGGUGGGUUUUGGUAAACACUUUCCAAAGCACGUACACCACAGAGGUGCAUCUAUACCGAAGAACAAAAUAAAGUACAGCUGCAAAGGUGGUUGGAAGUGGAGGGACACUAAGAAGGGAAACCCGAACACCAUAAUAGGAGCCAUGGUUGCAGGCCCUGACAGCCGCGAUGGGUUCCGUGAUGUCCGUACAAAUUACAAUUACACGGAACCCACACUUGCAGGGAAUGCAGGUUUAGUUGCUGCUCUUGUUGCCUUAUCUGGUGAUAAGGGUGUUGGAAUAGAUAAGAACACCAUGUUCUCAGCAGUACCACCUCUGUUCCCGAAUCCUCCACCUCCUCCCGCACCAUGGAAACCUUAAAGAGUCUGCAUGCACAUUAUCAUGUAGUUGUAUGAUUUUACGGAGGAUCCCUUGGUUCGGGUUCUUCAAGACUACUGGAACGAGUAUGAAAUACUAAAGGAAACACCUGAAAUGCAGAUCCUUGUGCUAGAUAGAACAAAUCGUACUUUUAACACGCUCGAAGAUGUUGGUUACGGAGUGGGAUGACUUAGGCUUUUUUGAGAGUUUUUCUUUUUUGAUGUUGUUAUACUUCCGUGUAUAUGUACCAUAUAUUCGUUUAAUAUGUAUUCUUUUGUAUACCCAAAUACUCAACAAUGUCAAGCUCAUAAAAUCUUCAUCGCUAUCAAUUGAAUGUAAUCCGUAAUUCUUUGGCCCCUCUGA